AUGGUUAACUUUUUCAAAAAUAUCGCCUCUGUAGGCGCCGUCGCUCUUAUGGUUGCCGGUCAGGUCGCUGCCCAAGACUCUGCUUCCAUCACAGGUGUUACUCUCACCAGCUCUUACUCCAACUCCACAAUCGCCUCUACUGCUCCAGCAACUACUUCCAGCUCGAGCCCAUCAGAAGUCACAUACCCUACCACAUCCGGCGAUUUCAUCGACGCACUCAUUGCUGCCGUUCUCAGCGCUCUUUUGACUCCCGACGAUUACUCUCCUCUCUCUGCUCUUCUUAACGCUAUUGCCUCUCUGUUCCUUGACGCCAUUGGCACUGCUCUCGACGAAGUCUUCAACCUCCUCUUUGGUGUUUCUGCCUCCCGUGUUAUUUUCAAGCGUGAUGUCUCUGCCGCAGACUACAUUGCUGUCGUUUCUAACUUUAACUCUGUUUUGGCUGCUUGGAUCGAUACUGACUCUUACGAUACUUUCCUUGCCGAUAUUUCUGAAAUUAAGAAGUACGCUGACCCUGAAGCUGCUGUUGUUGCUUCUAAGGAGAAAGUCGAGGGUACUUUUGAUGCCGCUGAGGCCAUUGCUGACGAGGUUUCUGCCGAGUCUUCUGAGGCUGCUGUCGUCACUGCCCACGCUAAGGCCCUCCUCUCUACUCUUAUUAAGGAUAUUCUGACUGCUCUCUUUGGUUCUUCCGAGUCUGCUUCUUCUGCCAUCACUGCCACUGCUACCGUCACCGCUACCGUCUCUACCACUAAGACCUAUGUCAUUGGUGCUACCAAGACUGUCACUUCUACCGUCUGCCACGUCUGCGAGGAGAAGGUUACUACCACCUUGACUACCAUCACCACUACCACCACUGGCGGUAAGACUGUCACCAUCACCGAGCCUUGCGAGACCACCACUACUGUUGACAAGGUUGUUACCUCUUACGAGGGUGGCAAGACUUUGACUGUUACUGAGCCCUGCGAGAAGUGCACUGCUGCUCCUACCACCAUCACCUCUACCAAGUACACCACUUACACCACCACUGCUGAGGGCGGUAAGACCAUCACUGUCACUGAGCCUUGCGAGACUACUGUCAUUACCACCACUGGUCCUGCUACUGUUGCUCCUAUCACCUCUACUUCUACCAAGUACACCACCUACACUACUACCUCUGCUGGCGAGACCAUUACUGUCACUGAGCCUUGCGAGACUACUGUCAUUACCUCUACUCCUGGCGCUCCUGUUACUUCCACUGUCACCAAGUACACCACUUAUGCUACUACUUCUGGUGGUGUUGUUGUCACUGUUACUGAGCCCUGUGAGACCACCGUUGUUACCUCUACUCCUGCUGUUCCUACCACUUUGGCUCCUGUUACUUCCACUGUCACCAAGUACACCACUUAUGCCACUACCUCUGGCGGUGAGACUGUGACUGUCACUGAGCCUUGCGAGACCACUGUUGUCACUUCGACUCCUGUCGUUGUCCCCAGCACUUUGGCUCCCGUUACUUCCACUGUCACUAAGUACACCACUUAUGCCACCACCUCUGCUGGCACUACUGUGACUGUUACUGAGCCUUGUGAGACCACUGUUGUCACUUCAACUCCUGUUGUUGUUGUCCCUACCACUGAGGCUCCCACUACUGCUGCUCCUACCACCAUUACCAAGCUUACCACUUACACCUCUGUCUCUUCUGGCACUGUUGUUACCGUGACUGAGCCUUGUGAGACUACUGUCAUCACUCCUGUUCCUUCUUCUGCUCCUAUUACCGUUUACACUACUUACCCCUCUACUCUUCCUGAGGGCCGCACCAUUACCAUCACUCAGCCUUGCGAGACCACCACUACUUCUGCUCCUGUUGUUGCUCCAUCCACUACUGCUGAGGAGAAGACUGUUUCCACCAUUUACACCACCAUCCCCACUACCAUUAGCGGUGUUAUUUCUACUGUCACUGCUCCCAAGGAGGUUGUUGUUUCCAAGUCUACUACCAUCACUGCUCCUGUUGUGAUUACUUCAUCUUCUAUUGUUCAGACCAUUUCUGUUCCUGUUGUUGUUGAGACUGUUGAGACUAAGCCUUAUGUCUCUGCUUCUUCUACCAUUCCUGUGGUUGCCACUACUCCCACCACUUUGGCUCCUGUUGCCACUGUUCCUGCUGGUUCCAGCGGCAUUGAGCAAGUCAAUGGUGCUUCUUCAUUUGGUGUUUCCUUUGGCGCUGCCCUUAUGGCUGUUGCCGGUGCUCUUUUGAUGUAA
Messenger RNA from Magnusiomyces paraingens, 2229 nucleotides. RefSeq lists its product as uncharacterized. Lineage: Eukaryota; Fungi; Ascomycota; Dipodascomycetes; Dipodascales; Dipodascaceae. The transcript has a single exon. Bases 1 to 2229 code for a protein of 742 amino acids. The record is from RefSeq and is a predicted model, not a curated record.